AUGACUGCCGGAAGUAGCUGGACAGUGCUACUACUGCUUCUCGCGGCACCGCUGGCCGUCCAAAUGGUAAAACGAGAGGAAUUCAAGACUUGCGAGCAGAGUGCGUUCUGCAAACAGCACAGAGCUAUAAAAGAGCCAACUGGCUAUGAGCUGCUCGCCGCGUCGAUUCAACACGACGGAGCCGUCUGGACCGCCCAACUUCAGAAUUCGCAGAACACGUUGAAGCUCAACGUUGUGGGAUUGGCGGAUUCCACUGUCCGGAUUCAAAUUGAUGAGCCCGAGACGUCGAUCCGCAAGCGAUACGUCCCGACACCUUCAUUCGUGGCUCUCCCAGAAGAAUUGGCGUUCGAAAGUGUGGAAAACGGCCAACAAGAGGCAAAAAUCGUUGGCGGUAACCAGAAAUUGAAGGUGGUCAUCACCUAUAAGCCGUUCUCGGUCAGCGUAUUCAACGAGUUCGAUGAGUUGGUUGCCCAAAUGAAUAGAGAUGGAAAAUUGAAGAUCGAGGAGUUCCGUGUGAAAGAAGAGGGCAAAGAGUAUCCAGAAGGCUUUUGGGAGGAGAGAUUCAAAUCGUUCACCGAUCACAAGCAACAUGGAUCGAGUAGUGUCGGAGUGGACAUCUCAUUUGUCAACUUCAAAACAGCCUACGGUCUCCCAGAACACGCGGACGCAUUUGCUCUCCGCAACACUGUCGGAAAUACUGAUCCAUAUCGAUUGUAUAAUUUGGAUGUGUUUGAGUAUGAACUCAAUAAUCCGAUGGCUCUCUACGUCUCCAUCCCUUAUAUUCUUGCUCACCGAGCCAAUCGAUCCGUCGGAGCUCUUUGGUUUAACGCUGCGGAGACUUGGGUUGACACUGAAUCGUCUGUCACUUCUAAGGGAUUAUUCGGAAAAAUGCUCGAUAAAGUGACCGGAGCUAGCGAUAAUGUGCCACAUUUUGAUGCUCAUUUCAUGUCCGAAUCCGGAAUGGUCGAUAUAUUUUUCUUUGUUGGACCAACUGUGAAGGAUGUCCAACGUCAAAACGCAAAGCUCACCGGAACGACUCCACUGCCACCACUCUUCUCGAUAGGAUACCAUCAAUGUCGCUGGAAUUACAAUGAUGAGCAAGACGUGGCGGCCGUCAAUAAAGGAUUCGACGAUCACGAUAUGCCAAUGGACGUCAUCUGGCUGGAUAUUGAGCAUACCGACGGGAAAAAGUAUUUCACGUGGGAUAAGCAUAAGUUCCCGACGCCCGCUGAUAUGGUGGCGAAAGUGGCAGAGAAAGGACGGAAAAUGGUGACAAUUGUGGAUCCACAUAUCAAGAAAGACGACGGAUAUUAUGUGUAUAAGGAUGCGAAAGAUAAGGGACUAUUCGUCAAGAGAACCGAUGGAUCCGACUUCGAAGGACACUGCUGGCCGGGAGCCAGUGAGUAUCUCGAUUUCUGGCAUCCGGAUACUCGAUCCUACUGGAAAGAUCAAUUCUCGUUUGAUAGAUACAGUGGAUCAUCGAGUAAUCUUCAUAUUUGGAAUGAUAUGAAUGAGCCGUCGGUGUUCAGUGGUCCUGAAAUCACAAUGGAUAAGGAGUCGAUUCAUUAUGGAGGAAUUGAGCAUAGAGAGGUGCAUAACAUGUAUGGAAUGAUGUAUACAUCGGCGACGUUUGAUGGUCUGAUGGCGAGAACCAACGGGAAAGAACGGCCGUUUAUUUUGAGUCGCGCUGGAUUCAUUGGGACUCAGAGAACGGCGGCGAUAUGGACUGGAGACAACACUGCUGACUGGGGACAUCUGGAAAUCGCGGCGCCAAUGACACUUUCUUUGAGUAUCGCUGGUGUCCCAUUUGUUGGUGCAGAUGUGGGUGGAUUCUUUGGAAAUCCAGACGAGCAGUUGCUCUCCAGAUGGUAUCAAACUGGAGCGUUCCAACCGUUCUUCCGUGCUCAUGCUCAUAUUGACACACGUCGUCGUGAGCCAUGGCUGUUCUCGGAGCAAACGCAGGGAAUCAUUCGGGAGGCGUUGAGAACUCGUUAUGCUCUUCUACCCUACUGGUAUACACUGUUCCAGCAGCACUCGCAGAACGGCGUACCACCGAUGAGACCGUUGUUUUAUGAGUUUGAGAGUGAUGACUCGUUGUUGGAAGAGCAGAAACAGUGGAUGGUGGGAAGUGGGAUUAUGGCGAGACCUGUCGUGGAGAAGGAUACGUUCAAUGUGCAAGUGAAGAUGCCGAGAGGGGAGAAGAAGACGGAGAGAUGGUACGAAUGGAUCUCGGGAGCCGAAGUGCACGGCGAAUCGAUCUACGUCGACGCUCCGAUCACAUUCACACCGGUCUACCAACGCGGUGGUAUCAUCAUUCCGACGUGGCAACGAAUCCGUCGAUCAGCGACACUCAUGAAAGACGAUCCGUUGACACUCUACGUCGCAUUGGAUUCGAAUGGAAACUCGAAAGGAGAGAUCUAUUUGGAUGACGGCACCACUCACGACUAUCAGAGUGGUCAAUUCGUGAAGACGUCAUUCAAUUAUAAGACUGAAUCGAGUCGGGAGGCCGUGCUAGAAGGAGAACAUGUCGAUGGAAAGUACGCUGCCAAGAAUUGGGUCGAGAGAGUCGUCGUUCGUGGUGUUGAGAGCUCACCGAAGAAGGUUGAGAUCACCCGUGUCUCCGAUCCCGUCCAACCGCUGGAAUUCUCGUAUGACCGUGACUCGAAGGUGCUCAUCAUUCGAAAGCCGGAAGCCCUCCUCACGUCGAGCUUCAAAAUUCACAUUGAAUUUUAA
This is a messenger RNA of Caenorhabditis remanei, 2733 nucleotides long. RefSeq lists its product as uncharacterized. Gene Ontology annotation, biological process: carbohydrate metabolic process; N-glycan processing. The record is from RefSeq and is a predicted model, not a curated record. NCBI's taxonomy places the organism in Eukaryota, Metazoa, Nematoda, Chromadorea, Rhabditida, Rhabditidae. The transcript is spliced from 7 exons. Gene Ontology annotation, molecular function: alpha-glucosidase activity; carbohydrate binding. Bases 1 to 2733 code for a protein of 910 amino acids.